ACUUCACCCAAAAACUUGUUAUUGGAUUUCGUCUGUAUAAAUUUAACCUGAAAGCUUGAAUCUGUUUUCUAUGCAGAAAGCCCACUUUUCAAGCGUCCUCAGGUGACCAAUGUUGGUGGGAGGAGGCUCUUUUCCAGGGCAGCUGAUGCCAUCUUUCAUCAGAAUGGAACCAAUCGAAGCACACAUGGUAAUGUUUGGGAUAGAUUGGGAAAGCUGGAUGAGAAUGACACUUCUGUGAAUGUUCAAGUGAAUGAAAAUAUAAAGAGGCCCAUGUCGGAACAGAAGUCCCUGGGGUUUGGCCAAACUACAUUGAUUCCUACUGUUCAAGAUGGCAAAGUCAACCAAAAUCCGUCACGAUACUAUAACGUGAAUACCUAUAGAACCAAUGGUGGUAGAAAGAGGCAAUUAAAUGAUUUCAUUCCUAUUUCUCCUACCACUUCAGAUACUCAGGACCAUGAAGAAGAAAUGUCCAGAACAUUUACAAGACAUCCUGAAAAACACACUUUGAUGUUGAAAAAGAGUGAUGCUUUGUAUGAAUCAAAAAGUUGCAAUAAAAGCUUGAAAUCAGGCUUGGAUGCAUCAUUAAGAUAUAGACCAGAAAAAACUUCUCAAGAGAAGUUGGGUGUGGAAGCUCGAGAAUCUACUCAGACACUGAUAUCUGUUGGUGCUUUUCCAGCAGAAACUGGAGGAGUUAGGCCUGUCAAAGCUCAAUUGGUUGAUAUGAAAUUAAGAUUACAGAAACUUGAAAGAGAAAUUUGCAUGCUAAAAUCAAUGCCACGGAACAAGGAUAGGUAUCAUGCCUUAUCCUCUAGCUCCGGUAAGAUUAUUUCAGGUUCAGUUGAUCCGCUUAAGGAAGGGGUUGAGUCGAGGACAGUAUUUGUUACAAAUGUUCAUGUUGCAGCCACUCAAGAUGCUCUGAGAUCUUACUUUUCCAAGUGUGGAUCCAUUAACAGAGUUAUUAAGUUGACCGACACAUCAACCAUCGCACAAAAAUGGUCUGCAUACAUUACCUUUGCCAACAAGGAGUCAGUGGACAAGGCAUUGGCUUUGAAUGGGACAAACUUCUUUUCCAGGAUCAUAUGGGUUAGUAAGAAAAUUCAGUUUAAAUUUGUACAAUUAUUCUUUAUUUCAUGUCUAACUAUUGUAAUACAUAAUGUAAUAAAUAAGCUUUUUCCUCCGUACACUAGUAACCAAAUGAGGCAUUUAGUCUCUCUAGCAUUAUUACUGCUGCUGUUGCUGCUAUUUCAUUCAGGUAAGAAAAGCAGGAAAGGUAACAGUGAAGCCAACCCACUCUCAAUAUGGCAGACAGAGGAAUGCUAUCUUCAAACAAAAACACUCUCAUGACCCGAAUGUACCUCAGCAAAUGAACUACGUGUAUGAUGCUCAUGAUAAAAGCCAUAAAAGCACAGAGACAGUAGAACAUAUUGAUGCAGAAUUAUGAACUUAGCUAGCGUCAUAGUUUCAAGCAAUUAAAGGACAAGAUGUUUGGAGGAUUUAGACAAGCACCGAUCCUAUGCCAUCUCUAACCACACUGUAAGAAAUCAUUUGACUCUUGAAUGCAUAGGAAAGUGAAUACAAAUGGGUUUACAGAUUUGAUUUGUUUCAAGGUUUAGAGGUUAUGGUCCUUUGAUUUUUUGAAAGACUAUAAAAUCCAUUUGUAUUUUUGCACUGAAAGUAGCCUGUAGGCUUGU
Molecule: messenger RNA, 1691 nt
Organism: Gossypium raimondii (Peruvian cotton)
Lineage: Eukaryota; Viridiplantae; Streptophyta; Magnoliopsida; Malvales; Malvaceae
Exons: 5
Coding region: 271-1344 (357 amino acids)
Biological process (GO): regulation of mRNA stability
Cellular component (GO): nucleus; cytoplasm
Molecular function (GO): poly(A) binding
Source: RefSeq, a predicted model, not a curated record